This is a messenger RNA of Scomber scombrus (Atlantic mackerel), 2351 nucleotides long. It is a transcript of the gene numbl, whose product is annotated as NUMB like endocytic adaptor protein. Bases 54 to 2351 code for a protein of 765 amino acids. Lineage: Eukaryota; Metazoa; Chordata; Actinopteri; Scombriformes; Scombridae. The record is from RefSeq and is a predicted model, not a curated record. The transcript is spliced from 9 exons.
CUCAGCUUGUCAUCUCUGCAUCUCCUCUCAUCUGCUGCUGUUUUCUGUGUGAGAUGAGUUCUACUGGCGAGAUGGCAGAGGCCAUUGAACUCAGUACCAGGGAGCACGUGACCCCGGAGAUGAACAAGCUUCGUCAGAGCCUGAGGAGGAAGAAGCCCACCUAUGUGCCAGAGGCCAGCAGACCGCAUCAGUGGCAGGCUGACGAGGAGGCUGUACGCAAGGGCAAAUGUAACUUUGCUGUGCGGUACCUGGGUUUGGUGGAGGUGGAAGAGUCGAGAGGGAUGCAUGUAUGUGAGGAGGCGGUGAAAAAGCUAAAAGUUAGUGGGAAAAAGACAGUGAAGGCAGUGUUGUGGGUUUCAGCUGAUGGACUAAGGGUGGUGGAUGAUAAAACUAAGGACCUCAUUGUGGACCAGACCAUAGAGAAGGUUUCAUUCUGCGCUCCUGAUCGAAACUAUGACAAGGCCUUCUCCUACAUCUGCCGAGACGGGACCACCAGACGGUGGAUGUGCCACUGCUUUAUGGCUCUCAAGGACUCGGGAGAGAGACUGAGCCAUGCAGUUGGCUGUGCCUUUGCUGCCUGUCUGGAGAGGAAGCAGCGCAGGGAGAAGGAGUGCGGCGUGACGGCCUCCUUUGAUGCCACUCGCACUUCAUUUGUACGAGAGGGCUCCUUCCGAGCCAACGCUGCCUGCAGCAGCAGCGAGCGAGAUGACAAACUGCAGGAGAAGAAGAAAGACCAACCUUCUGCUAUCCCUGCCCUGCCACCUGGCACUGCCUCCCCACCCGAGGGUGCGGCGUCCCCCAUGGAGCGCCCAGAACCUGGCGGGCCUCACGCCAUCCCUCGCCGCCACGCGCCCAUCGAGCAGCUGGUGCGUCAAGGCUCGUUCCGGGGAUUCCCUGCCCUCAGCCAGAAAAACUCUCCCUUCAAAAGGCAGCUGUCGCUCCGCCUCAAUGACCUGCCAUCCACGCUGCAACGCAAGACUGACUUCCAGGCCAAGAACCCUGAGAUGGAUAUGGGGAUGCCGGGCGAAGGAGACAGUAGUAUUAAUGCCCUGUGUAGCCAGAUCAACGCCUCUUUCACCAAUCCGUCAGAGGAGCUCUUCUCCAACCCCUCUUCGUCUGCAAACGGCCCGCAGACCUGCACUGUGCCCCCUGUCCUGCCUCCACCACCUGCACCAAUGCAAGCCACGUCUUCCUGGGUGCAGCCGGAGCCCCAGCUCCACUCUCCUCCUCCGGUCUCAGUGGCGAUGCAGAUCCAGAUGCAGAUGCACAUGCAGAGCGGACACAGACGCACACCCUCCGAGGCAGAGAGAUGGCUGGAGGAGGUCUCCAAGGCUGUCAAGGCUCAACAAUCCCCUCCUCCAGGCCCCACCAUCCCCACCAUCCCUGGACCGCCAUCUGUGUUGAGUCACCAGGUGUCCAGUCAGGCAUCAGCUGCCCCAAUUUCUACCAUCUCCAUGCCGCUUUGCACCAUGCCCAAACCCCUCAUCACAGGCCCCUGUGCUCUCUCAGGUCAGGCCCCAAUGCCCCUCCCACCCAUGUCGAUAUCAUCAGUUCCUCUAAUACCAGGCCCUCCAGUGUCAGGCCCCCCGAUGUCUCUACCUUCUAUGUCCAUCCCCACCAUGUCAGGUCCAAGCAUGACAGGGGCAUCCAUGAUCCAGCCCUCCCUCCCCGGGCUCCCAGGCUCCCUCCCAAGCACCAUGCAACCCUUCCCCCUGGCCUUCGAUUCUACUCCGGCCCCUGUGGGGAUGUUUGGCAGCCCGCCUGUCCAACCUGCUUUCGUGCCCAUGCAGACCUACAUGCCAGGCCUGGCUAGCAGUAUGACCUACCCCAACGCCAGUGUGCCUGUGGUAGGAAUCACGCCAUCACAAAUGGUGGCCAAUGUUUUCUGCACUGCCACUGGCUCAUCUGGUGCUGGAGGUGCCAUUGGCUCUGCCGUAGGAGGACCCAAGGUGGGGCCACUUGGAACAGCUGUCCAGCACCAUUCCUACCCAGCAGCAGCUGGUACAGUUGGGCACAUUGGAGGGUUUUCCACACCGCCAUUCUCUUCUACUCCACCACUAUCAACAGCCCUUAAUGGCCUCCCACCACUCGGCAGCGCCACGAUGGCCCUUCAGAACGGGACCUCCAGCAGUGGGGGGAAUGGAGGCAGCAGUAGCAGCAGCUGGCCACCAGAGGGCAGCCAGCUAACAGCUCCGAUGGCCAAAGAUUCCCACGACGACGAUCGUUUUGAGGCCAAGUGGGCCGCACUGGAGUCCAAACCAGCGUCUCAGCAGCCAGGGAAUAAGGCGCCAGCUGCAGCAGCCAACCCAUUUUCCAACAAUCUGCAAAAGACUUUUGAGAUUGAGCUCUAA